CUGUUAGGGCAACAGUCAAAUUCAACAAACUUCCAUGUUUCACUGUCAAAUCCUCCAAAGUAAUUAGCUUCGCCUAAACAUGGCCCCAAAAAGGCCAAUAGGGCUUAGCCCUGAAGAGAAAAUAGCUCGUCAAAACCGUGCACGGCGUCGAUUUAAGGCUUUCGUCAGACUGGUGAUGGCCAAUCUCUUCUGGCUGGGCGAUCUGGACGACACUCUCGGAGAAAACGUGAUGCUAAACAUCCAGAAGCUAACCAGGAAGAAAAUUAAGAAAAGCACCUUAACCACCAAGGAGAAAAUCAUUCUGAGCAAGCCGAAGGAGGAGCGCAGCGAAGAGGAGAAGCAUUUGCUCAAUAGAGCCAUUGGAGGCUUAAAGUGCUUCAGAAGAUAUCCCCCCAAUGUCAAAAGCCAAUUAGCUGCAGUCACCUACUUUGUGUACAUCGGUCCGGACCGAGUGAUAGUGAAACAAGAUCACGCACCUUCAGCCAUGUACUUUCUGCUGGCCGGAGAAGGAUUGGUGACAGUGAAAACCUACGACAAAGGACUGAACGAGUGGAUCACAGAAGAGCAUGGUACGGUGGGCCCUGGGACAAUGUUUGGCGAAGUCGCUCUGAUCCAUGGAAUAGCUAGAACCGCCACCAUCACCACCACGAUGCCUUGCGAACUGUUGAUGAUAAAAAAGGAGGACUUUGACAUCGUCUUAAAGGAGACGGUGUGGAAAGCUUGGGAGGAAAUCACCAAAAUUAUGAAUAGAUAUUCCUACUUUAAAAACUGGGAUGCGGUAACUAAACGCGAAUGCAGCAUCAUUGCCCGAACGAAAACCUACAAGGCGGACGAAGUGGUUUUGGGGGACGGAGUGGGUCUGCCAACCUACUCAUAUUUGAUCACCAAAGGAAGUUGCAGCAUUAUAGAACACUUGCAAGUGCUAGUUCAUUAUGUGCAUGGGCUCAAACGGUACCGGCUGGUGACUUGCGAUUCGAAUACUAGAGCCUGCAGCAUAUCCCAACGCAGAAAAUUACCCAAAUCCAAAGUAGCCACUAUAUUACCGCCUUCGACUGCUCCAAAACACUCUACUGCAGAUUCCACCAAUUCCAACACCAGCAGUAUAUCAAGAGAUGCCUGCAUGGAGGAGUCUCAAAUGGAAACCCAUUUCAUCAAGGUGUGUGAACUCACCGAAGGGGCUAUUUUCAAUGUGGGGGAAUUAUUUGAGCGACGAAGAGUGGUGGCUGAUACCAACACCCAUUGCUUGCUGAUCCCCCGCUACUGGCUGAUAAAGAUGAACAAGGACAACAUUUGGAGUAAAGUGCAGCAAUUUCUGAACAAAAACAUCCCCUCGACCAGAAAAAUAUUUGACGAAUGGAUCAAAGAGAAGAAAUUCAUGGCGUUUCGGAAGAAGCUAGUCCGAGAUAUUUUGGCAGCCAAAUCUGUCUCGAACACCAAUUGCAUUCACAAUGUGCCCUACAGCAUCAGGUUGAAGGAAAAUCCUGAUGCCUACUUAAAUUAUUAAACCCAUUGUCUAA
Messenger RNA from Dendroctonus ponderosae (mountain pine beetle), 1517 nucleotides. RefSeq names its product cyclic nucleotide-binding domain-containing protein 2. The record is from RefSeq and is a predicted model, not a curated record. The transcript has 5 exons. Bases 80 to 1504 code for a protein of 474 amino acids. NCBI's taxonomy places the organism in Eukaryota, Metazoa, Arthropoda, Insecta, Coleoptera, Curculionidae.